Molecule: messenger RNA, 2234 nt
Organism: Chironomus riparius
Lineage: Eukaryota; Metazoa; Arthropoda; Insecta; Diptera; Chironomidae
Source: the annotation of a GenBank genome assembly
CGGAUGAAUCGCAAAAGUGAAGGAAAAUUAAUGAAAAAUAAAUAAAAAUUUUUUUUUGAGAGAUAAUAAUUGUGGAUUAUAAGUGAUAAGUGCGGCCAAAUUCAUAAAAUGGAUAAUUUGAAUCAAAAGAAAAUAAACUUUCGUUAUAUCGCAUAAAAUUAUAAUAAUAAAAAAAAUUCAAAUGUCAUGCCGAAACCAAACUCAACAGAAAUGACAGCUAAUUUAAAUCAACAAGAAGCUAUGUUAGCGAAUUCAUCAAAUACAAAUUUAAAUUCGAGGGUGGUUGAGGCACAGACGACAAAAUCAAAAGGAAAACUUUACGUUGACGAUGAGUGCGACGUGAUUGGUGAUUUAAUUGGACAUUAUGGAAAAUGGCAGUGUAUGAUGACAUUACUGUUAUCUUUAUUUCAAGUGCCAAAUACGUUUCACAUUUUCUCACCAACCUUUCAGGCAGCAGACAAAGAUUUUUGGUGUAAAAGACCUGAACACUUACAAGUUGAGAGCAACUUAACAAGUAUUAACGCAUGGCGUGCAAUAUCAAAUUCUUCAGAAAAUUGUCAAAUGUACGAUUAUGAUUGGACAUCUGUGUCGCUACAACAAAUUCAUCAAGAAGGAUUCUCAAUCCAAAAUAAUAAUCUAACACAAAUGGUAGAAUGUCACAAUUGGGAAUAUAACAUGACAGAUAGCUUGGGUAAUACAUGGAGUAGUGAAUGGAAUUUAGUAUGCGAAAAGAAAUAUCUUAAGAUUGUAGCCGAAAUGAUAUUUCUCAUUGGUGUUGCAACAGGAGGAAUUGUCUCUGGGAUGUUGUCUGACAAAUUCGGACGUAAAAAGAUGCUCUUCAUAUCGGCUGUAUUUCAAUCAUUUUUCGGUCUUGCAUUAUUUUUUGUGGAAUCAUUUGAACUUUAUUUAGUACUACGAGCUCUAUUAGGCAUUGCAUCAGUGUCUGUGACAUAUUCAGGACUAAUAUUGGCGAUUGAGUAUGUGGAUGGCAUUUGGCGUACAAUUGCCGGAAUGUACAACUUGUUCCCACUGCCACUUUCUUACAUCAUGAUAUCAGGCAUCGCUUACUUAACACAAGAUUACAAAUAUUUACAACUAUGUAUAGGAUUGCCCGGUAUAUUUUUAUGUCUUCUAUGGUUUGUGGUUCCCGAAAGUCCACGAUGGCUACUUUGUAAAGGAAAAAUAGCUGAAGUAAAGGAAGUGCUUCAAAGUGCUGCCAAAUUCAACGGUCGUGAACUUCCAGAAAAUCUCGAUAAAUUUUUAAAGCCACCGUCAAAUGAGGAAUCGGAAUCAGGUGUCAGUGAACUCUUUCGUACAAAAUAUCUGCGAUUAGUAACAUUUUGCUUCCUUUGUAUUUGGUUCACAAUGAAUCUCGUCUACUAUGGUCUUGUGCUGAACAUGAACAGUUUCGGAGGGAACAUUUAUGUCAAUAGUGCACUCGCUGGUCUCGUAGAAAUUCCAGCUAUUGGAAUAGCGAUGUACAUCAUCAUGAAAACGGGAAAGAAAUGGCUUUUCUCAGCUACAUUCUUUGCAACCGGAGUGUCAUGUUUACUUGCUGCAAUUAUUGAAGGAAAUGCCGGAAUGUUGUGGCUUAAAAUCACUUUUGUCAUGAUUGGAAAAUUCACGAUAAGUGCUGGAAACACUAUAAUGCCAACUUACACAGCUGAAUUAUAUCCAACGUCAAUUAGAAACAUCGGAGUUGGAGCAUGUAAUGUUGCUGCCGGCAUGGCACUAAUUCUCACACCAGCACUCUCGGAAUUGAACAUAAUUGGAGGUCACUGGUUGAUGACUCUUUUAACUGCAUGGAGUUGCUUCGGAGGAUUUAUCAUUUUAUUUUUACCAAACACCAUCGAGAGAGCACCUCGACCAUCAACGACGGAUAGUGAGGAAAGAUAAAUAAAUAAAUAAUUUUAUUUUAAAUGGACGAAACUUGAAUGAUUCAACUCCAAUUAAAAUUAUGUAGUAAAAAGUCUUUUAAAACAUCUUGAUGUCGUCUCAUAAAAUAAACAAAAACAAAAAAAUUCAAUUUUAUCUGGCAAAAUCAAAACAAAAAGAUGAAGAAUAUGAAAAAAAAUUAAAAAUAAAAUUCAACGAAAAAUUAAGAGUUGUCAAUUAAAUUAAGAAAAAAAUUUAACAGACAUUAUUUUAUAAUAUUUAAAAAAAUUGAAAUUGAUUAAUGUCCUAUAAAAAAAAUAGAAAAUAGGUGAAAAGAUAACUUUUCGGUGUUCAUAAAG